ACCAAGUGGAACGAUAAAAACCCAAACUUGUCCCAUUUUACCCCAAUCUAUUAUAACAGUUUGUGUACAAGUGGAACGAUAAAAACCCAAACUUGUCCCAUCUUACCCCAAUCUAUUAUAACAGUUUGUGUAAUUAAGUGCCAAUAAAACUUUGCGUCAUUUUCCAUAAAUGCAAUAAACCUUGUGUAACAAUGUUUAUCAAGCACACAUUAUGUAACUUUAUACAUAUUACAAGCCCAUGUUGAAAUAUUUACAACAGGUAAAAACACGAGUUUUUGUUGAGGGGUUUUCCCUAAGGUGGAAGUCGCAUCAAUUGUUUUAUCAAAAUGUUUGUGACGUAACAUUAGGAAAUCGUCAUGGCGGAGAACAAUUUUUCCUCUACCUAUGACAUCAUUGGUUUGAUUGACGUGGGCUCAUAUGGCAGUGUUCAUGAAUGCAAGUCUCGCUCAGGGAAACGCUUCGCGGUGAAGAAAGUUUCGGAACAAUCGCACAAACUUGAAUAUGAGAUCAAGAACAUGCAGAUGGCAUCGGAUCACGAGAAUGUUAUCAAUUACAUUGAUUGGAUGAACCACAUUGAGGGGGAGGAAGUUUACAAAAUGUUGGUGAUGGAACUUUGUGAUGCAACAAUCGAACAGUAUAUUGAAAACUCGAAAAUGAUUGAAGGCAAACUACCUCGUGAUUAUUUUGAUGACAUCACAACACUCAUUAUUAUUAAACAAGCAAUGAAUGGAAUCCUCUUCCUGCAUGACACAUGUGACAUAAUCCACCGGGACAUCAAACCAACCAACUUUCUUCUUGUUAAACAAAUGCAGGGGUCAAAGGUCAAAGUUUGUGACUUCGGAUUAAGCAGGGUCAUCGAACAGGGGAAUUCCGGGGUGUUUUCAAACACUUUCGGCCACCCCCAGUAUAUCGCACCAGAGUGUAAAGAUACAAGCCGAAAAAUUCGUAAGUCGAGCGACGUUUAUUCUCUCGGAAUUCUCUUUCAUUAUGUCGUCACAAACGGUGUUCUCAUGAAUGAGGGUUCCCCAAGUUUCGAUCAUCUUAGACUGAAGGAUACAGCUCUUCUCAAUGGCCUGACUUGCGAGAAAAGAAUAAUGGCUUGUGACAUCAUAAAGGGAAUGACAAUGAGUGACCAAGAACACAGGAUGACAAUCGCACAAGUUUCCGAUCAUCCGUUGUUCUGGAAAGGAAAAAGAAAAAUUGGUUUCUACAAGGAAAUGAAACCUUUCAUUCAGGCUCGUCAGAAUAGUGCGUUUAACAAAAGAUUGAAUGAAUACAGUGAGUCCUUGGUUGGUGAUGGGAAGGAGUUUGUCGCGUUUAAAAUCGACCCAAUGAAUGUCCCAGUUGCUUUGAGAGAAUACAUGGAUAAAGAUAAAAAACAUGGACCACUUGAUUGUAGUGAUGUUGGAGGCCUUGUUAGGCUGGUUAGGAACAUGGAUGCUCAUGUUUUGGAUUCAAACAUUCCUUUGAAAGUCAAGAAAUGCAUCGGUUUCAACGAAGGCGGUUUUAACGAAGGCAAACCAAAUAUCAACCCUGAUGUUUUCCUGAAGAAACUGACAGGGGAUUACCCACAACUGUUACUACAUUUAUACAAGCUUAAGCAAUCCUGUGACAGAGAGAAUUCUGAAACUUCAAAAUCCAGGAAAAAAAACAAAAAAGAAAAGAAACAAAAGACAAAAGAUUCUUCAUGUAACAAUCCUACUAUGACAUCACCAUCUAAAAAAUUGCUGCCUUUGUUGAACAAAUUUGAAACACCAGAACGUGAUGUCACAAUCUUCACUUUAAGGUUGUAUUAUGACAAAACAAUGGUGCAAGAAAGGACAUUUUCAAUGGAAAAAGAGUUAAUGGUGUUUUACAAUAGACAAGCCGUGGAUUUACCAUCUAAAGCCGUGGCUUCAACUUUAAAAGCGGUGGCUUCAACUUCGAAGGCGGUGGCUUCAACCUCAAAAGCUGUGGCUUCAACCUCAAAAGCCGUGGCUUCAACUUCAAAAGUUGAGGCCGACACACUAAGUUUUAAUGAAUUUAUUUUCCCCUCAACAAUCCAGGAUAAAUACAGCAAAUGGAGAACUGCAUUGCUGGAAAACUUCCACGGUGGCUUGCAACUGUAUAUGAUGGGAAAUACUUUAUACGGAACAAGGAAUUGUCAAACCCGGAUUUAUUUCUUCGAAACUGGAGUCAAAAAACAGACACUGGUAGAAAUGAAAAAAGGGGUUAAAACUGUUAUUUUCUCGUACGAUCAAUUCUGUUGCCUUGUUGGUGAUUUGAGAUGCUCCACACUGCCCCAAGUGGUAGUUACCAUAGUGAUAGGGACGGAACCCAAGACACAAGUGAGUCCGUCUAUUAUAAAGUUGGAGGUCGUGCCAAAAGCUGCCGAGGAUAUUGUUCGUAAACUGCGGCAACAACGGCUUGCAACAUAAGGGAUUUCUAUUCUAUGUGGGUGGGGUCCUUGUCAGGGACCUAGGGUUUAAGCCUUGUGUGACUUGUUAUCACGACACCAAGGACAGAAUUAAUUUUCACCAGGUUGACUCCCAAGCCUCCACGUGCAUAACCACAUUGCAGUCAAACAUACUUUAGCAGCAUUUAAGUGAGGGAAUAUAACUUAUUUAUCCUCGCAUGAAAAAGCAACGACAGUUGUUAUAACACUGGUGUUCUGUUUUAUACAACUCGUGCCUGCUUACAAGUUACCACGUAUGUAACUUUGUGCAUUAUUAUUUUUCUUAAUUUCAAUGCAUGAUUGUAUAACUAAAGCAUACAAAAAAGAAAGGGUUCCACUUUAUAAAAGAUAUAUAUUUAUGGUUUAAUAAUUUACUAUAAUGUAUACAUGUAGUUUAAGUUACAAAAAAGUAUUUUCUAACUAAUUUAUAGAUAAUUUAUGUCUGUUCUGUGAAAAUCAGCUUCUAAUUUAAUUAUUUUACUUGUUUCCUUACCACCUGCCUGACACCAUGUAUUUAAUCACCUAAGUUUAGUGCUGUUGUCCAAGCUAAAAAAGUAGUAACAUGAGAUUUCAAGAUGUCUUUAUAGUCUUUAUGGUGAUGCUGUGUUUUUACUUUAGACUAGUUGUUUCUACUUGGCGUCGAUUUCAGUUUUAAUGUUUGAUUCUUAAUCUAACAUUGCAGUUAUAUUUUCCGGCAGUAUGUGAAGAUACAAUUUUAAAAUGUAAUUAGAGAUUUAAAAAAUUGCACUGUUUACGUAGUCUGCAAUGUAGACUAACUGUUUUUGUCAAUACUUGUUAACAAUAUUCUUCUUAUUUCUAAAAAUGCUUUUUAUUUCUAAAAAUUAAGUUUAAUUUUUCUGCAGUGAAGAAAGAAAUUUUUUUAUCACGUCAUAAUAUGUUAAUUACAUAUUCUGUGAUGUAUGUGAGAGCAGUGUGAUGUCAUAAUACAAAUAUACAUUGUAAUAAUGGAACAAACAGUGCAAUUGUUUUAAACAAAGAAACUUGUGAUUCUAAAACAAUAAGAUUGCAAUGAUAAAAGUUAAAAUGAAGACAUCUAAAAGCAAAGCAAUAUACAUAGAUUGGAAUGUGUAGAUAUAUGAAACAUUACAGCGGUUAUGUUUAAUGCACUAAUUAAUAUAAAUUGUUCACAACUCAAGUAAAUGAUUUUUCUUAUAUUGUGUGGUUUCCGCUACCAGGCAUAAUGUAUAACAGUCUUUUUAGCUCUUUGGGUAUAAAAACAUUAAUUCAAAAAAAAACGUCAAUAAAAAACUUUGUUAUCCUAAUAAUUUGUUAAAACUUUAGAUUUGAUCCUUAGGUUGUCCUAAUGUAUUUCUCCCAUCCCAAUGUUAUCUGACCCGUUCUUGACUUUAUUGUUUCUUCGUUUAUGAGGUUUGGGUUCCGACCUCCUGCAGCAUGAACACACACAGU
This is a messenger RNA of Ciona intestinalis (vase tunicate), 3862 nucleotides long. Lineage: Eukaryota; Metazoa; Chordata; Ascidiacea; Phlebobranchia; Cionidae. The record is from RefSeq and is a predicted model, not a curated record.